CGGGGGCGGGCCCGAGUUGGAAGUGACUCAGAUUUCAAGGGUUGGUCCUCUAAGAAGGAGAUCCGUGCUGAAGGCUCACAUUGUGCCGACCGACUCCGAACAGAUCGACCUCCCCGAGAACUCCACGCAGAAUCCGCAGACAUGGGCGUCCCAUCAGAAAUGGAGCAAGCCAUGGAGACCAUCAUGUUCACCUUCCACAAAUACUCCGGGGACAAGAGCUACAUGUCCAAGGAGGACCUGCACCGCCUGAUGGAGAGCCAGUUCAGCGAAUUCCUCAAGAACCAGAACGACCCGCUGGCGGUGGACAAGAUCAUGAAGGAUCUGGAUCAGUGCCGCGAUGGGCGGGUCAACUUCCACAGCUUCUUCUCCCUCAUCGCCGGCCUCAGCAUCGCCUGCAAUGACUAUUACUGCAAGAACAUGAAGGGCCGGAAGUGA
Messenger RNA from Staurois parvus, 435 nucleotides. Lineage: Eukaryota; Metazoa; Chordata; Amphibia; Anura; Ranidae. The record is from the annotation of a GenBank genome assembly.